UCGCCCAGUCACUGAAUCUCACGCGCUGUUCCUGUUUAGUAUAUGGACACAUACGAAUUGCAAUGAACGCACCCCUCGGAAUGGACGCACGCGUAAAGUUUAGUCUUUUGAUGCUGAUUAUUUCUUUGAUUUAACCUGAAGAUUUUGUGUUGUUUUUCCCUGGUUGACUUUUCGCGCUGGAUGGCUAUCACAAGAAAGGAAAAGCACCCGUUCCUCUCCGCUAUAGCAUAGCACUUUCUGCUCCAGGGAGUAACCAUAAGCAAAGAUCUAUCAAUGCAGGUGAGCGUGACGAGUCGUUCUUAGAACUGCAAAUCCCUGUUAACUUGCGGCACUUUCGGGGAAGAAGACAGAAUCAAAAGGGUCUUAUAGGUAUUGAACAUAAGCUAGUAGCCCAAGACGCAGAUACAAAGCACGGCAGAAGAGGAGAGAAAACACUGCAAGCUACUAGAGAUCACUUUAAGGAGCUUUCGCCCCAAAGCCUCGACAUCUCACUGGACCCUACUACAUCCAUACCUCAGGAAACAUGUCAUCUCAAACUAGAUUCAAGAAGGACAAAGAAAUAAUCGGAGAAUAUGAGACACAAGUCAAAGAGAUCCGGAACCAGCUGGUGGAGCAGUUCAAGUGUCUGGAGGGCCAGUCGGACGCGCGCAUCCAGCUGCUCCAGGACCUGCAGGAGUUCUUCCGCCGCAAGGCCGAGAUCCAGCUGGAGUACUCACGCAGCCUGGAGAAGCUCGCCGAGCGCUUCUCCUCCAAGAUCCGCAGCUCCCGCGAGCACCAGCAGUUCAAGAAGGACCAGCACCUGCUGUCCUCUGUCAACUGCUGGUACUUGGUCCUGAAUCAGACGCGGCGGGAGAGCCGGGACCAUGCCACCCUCAACGACAUCUACAUCAACAACGUCAUCGUGCGCCUGUCCCAGAUCUCCGAGGACGUCAUCCGGCUCUUCAAGAAGAGUAAAGAUAUCGGAAUCCAGAUGCACGAGGAGCUGGUGAAGGUGACCAACGAACUCUACACUGUGAUGAAGACGUAUCACAUGUACCACACGGAGAGCCUGAGCGCCGAGAGCAAGCUGAAGGAGGCCGAGAAGCAGGAGGAGAAGCAGUUCAGCAAGUCGGGCGAGCUCAACGUCAACCUGCUGCGCCACGAGGACCGCCCCCAGCGCCGCAGCUCCGUGCGCAAGAUCGAGAAGAUGAAGGAGAAGAGGCAGGCCAAGUACUAUGAGAACAAGCUCAAGUGCACCAAGGCACGCAACGACUACCUGCUGAACCUGGCGGCCACCAACGCCGUGGUGGCCAAGUACUACAUCCACGACGUCUCCGACAUGAUCGAUUGCUGUGACCUGGGCUACCACGCCAGUCUGGCCCGCACCUUACGGACGUACCUGUCAGCGGAGUACAGUCUGGAGACGUCCAGGCAUGAAGGGCUGGACGUCAUCGAGAACGCCGUGGACAACCUGGACCCUCGCAGUGACAAGCACAAGCUGAUGGACAUGCACAACCAAGUGUUCUGCCCGCCCAUGCGCUUCGAGUACCUGCCCCACAUGGGGGACGAGGUGUGCCAGGUGAGUGCCCAGCAGCCUGUGCAGACGGAGCUGCUGAUGCGCUACCACCAGCUGCAGUCCCGCCUGGCCACGCUCAAGAUCGAGAACGAGGAGGUGCGGAAGACCCUGGAUGCCACCAUGCAGACCCUGCAGGACAUGCUGACCGUCGAGGACUUUGACGUGUCCGACGCCUUCCAGCACAGCCGCUCCACCGAGUCCAUCAAGUCUGUGGCGUCUGAGACCUACAUGAGCAAAGUCAACGUGGCUAAGAGGAGGGCCAACCAGCAGGAGACCGAGGUCUUCUACUUCACUAAAUUCAAGGAGUACCUGAAUGGCAGCAACCUCAUCAUCAAGCUACAGGCCAAGCACGACCUGCUGAAGAGCACCCUGGGAGAAGGAGAAAGGGCUGAAUGUGGAACUACGAGGCCCCCAACCCUCCCCCCUAAGCCACAGAAACUACGAAAGCCUAGACCACGCUCCGUCUAUAACCAUAAGCUGUUUAACGGCAAUAUGGAGACCUUCAUCAAGGAUUCUGGUCAACCCAUUCCAUUGGUUGUCGAGAGCUGCAUCCGCUACAUCAACCUAUACGGCUUGCAGCAACAAGGCAUAUUCCGAGUCCCAGGAUCUCAGGUCGAAGUCAAUGAUAUUAAGAAUUCAUUUGAGAGAGGUGAGGACCCCCUGAUCGACGACCAGAACGACCACGACAUCAACUCUGUGGCUGGGGUGUUGAAGCUGUACUUCAGGGGCCUGGAGAACCCCCUCUUCCCCAAGGAGCGCUUCCUGGACCUGAUCUCCACCGUCAAGCUGGAGUCCUCGGCUGAAAGAGCUCAUCACAUUCAGCAGAUCAUCGUGACUCUUCCUCGCACCAUCAUCAUCGUCAUGAGAUACCUGUUCGCAUUCCUCAAUCACCUGUCCCAGUACAGUGACGAGAACAUGAUGGACCCCUACAACCUGGCCAUCUGCUUCGGCCCCACCCUCAUGCCCAUCCCGGACGGCCAGGACCCCGUGGCGUGCCAGGCCCAGGUCAACGAGGUCAUCAAGACCAUCAUCAUGCACACCGAGAUCAUCUUCCCCAGCCCGCGCGAGCUGGACGGUCCACUCUACGAGAAGUGCAUGACGGGAGGAGAGGAGUACUGUGAUAGCCCCCACAGUGAACCGGGGACCAUCGAUGAGGCAGACAACGGCACUGAGCCCCACACCAGUGAUGAUGAAGUGGAGCAGAUCGAAGCCAUUGCCAAGUUUGACUACUCGGGCCGCACCCCGCGGGAGCUGUCCUUCAAGAAGGGGGCGUCUCUGCUGCUGUACCACCGCGCGUCCGAGGACUGGUGGGAGGGCCGGCACAACGGCGUGGACGGCCUCAUCCCACACCAGUACAUCGUGGUGCAGGACCUAGAUGAUGCGUUCUCAGACAACCUGAGUCAGAAGGCUGACAGUGAGGCCAGCAGUGGGCCACUGUUGGAUGACAAGAGUUCGUCCAAAAAUGACCUGCAGUCUCCCUGCGAGCAUAACCCAGAGUACCCCUUCGGCGGCGUUAUGGGACGGGUGCGGCUGCGCUCGGACGGGGCAGCGAUACCUCGCCGCCGUAGUGGUGAGACCCACAGUCCCCCGAGGGGCACGGACACGCCCCCGCGCGCCGCCGCCUGUCCCAGCAGCCCCCACAAGGUGGCGGUGAGCCGCGGGCGCAUCGAGAGCCCGGAGAAGAGGCGUCUGGGCACGUUCGGCAGCGCCGGCAGCAUCAACUACCCGGACAGGAAGACCUACCCGGAGGGUCACCCGCUCAGACCCGUCCCUGGGGCCACACGCCACAGCAGCCUGGGAGACCACAAGUCCCUGGAAGCCGAAGCCUUGGCUGAGUCUGUCAUGUGUGUGUACUCACAGGAUAUCGAGAAGACCAUGAACACGGCGCUGCACGAGCUGCGCGAGCUGGAGCGCCAGAACACGGCCAAGCAGGCGCCGGACGUGGUGCUGGACACGCUGGAGCCGCUCAAGAACCCGGCCAGCUCGGAGCCGGGCAGCCCGCUGCACACCAUCGUGAUCCGCGACCCGGACGCCGCCAUGCGCCGCAGCUGCAGCGGCUCCAGCAGCGAGAUGAUGACCACCUUCAAGCCGGCGCUGUCCGCCCGCCUGGCCGGCUCCCAGCUGCGCCCGCCGCCCAUGAGGCCCCAGCGCCCCGCGCCGCCACAGCAGCCGCACCACCACCACCACCACCACCACCACCAGCAGCAGGGCCAGGGCCAGGGCCAGCCGGGACCCGGCCACCGCUCCAGCAGCUCCAGCUCCUCCGGGGUGGGCAGCCCCGCCGUCACCCCCACCGAGAAGAUCUUCCCCAACAGCAGCGCCAAUGCUAACGCUAACGCUAACACGGCCGCCGCUAAUGAUAAGUCGGGCACUAUGUAGUGGCCAGACUGGUGUAGGGGGUCUGUCCAUGUCCUGGAGGCCUGGCGAACGGCUGCCGCACCUGGCCACCGGGAGCCUGGUGCUGUUCCUCUGACAGAGGGAAGAAUGAAAUUGCAAAAGGAAGCAGAAAGAGUUCUUGGUCCUCUGUCGGUUUCUCAAAGUUAUAAUUAGCCCUUCUCUCCCUCUCUCCACUCAAAUUCUCCUCCUUCUGAAGGUGAACAUGGGUUGCCAUGGUGACCAACCCUGUGGAGAAGCUGAAAAAUUCUCACAUUCUAACAGAGAUUCAUGAAGCACAGGUGAAACACAAUAGAGGUGGAAAAAAGACAUGCCUUUUUUCUUUUUCCUACCCUCCUUUAGACACCUUUCAUUUUACCUCAGAAAUAAUUCCAUUAAUAAAUUCCGCAUAUUUGGCUAGGUCCCAUUCCUCUAGACCUUCUGUUGACUGUUUAUAGAGCAAUAUAUUGUUGGCAUUAGUAUUUUUUUCUCCUGCACUGGUUAUCCAGAGAUCUCUCUCCAUGACGGGGGGACAAAUGAUCUCCCCCUGGUUUGAAGGGAAGUUUUAAGGCACUCUUGCUCUCCUAAACUGGAUUCUAAAUGCACAUUUAGACCACCAGACUUCUCAAAGACUGUGACCAAAACGGCAUCUUGCCUUUGAGCUGUACCUGUACAUAGAGACUUCCUGUACUUGAAAUUGUAAUGCCUUUUGUUUGUAGUAUAAGGGAUGUUCAACUAAGUAAUUACAAUACAUAGCCAAGUUGUAAACAUAAUGUAUGAGAUGCAGAAAACUGAAACCAUAUACCAACUAAUUGUAAGAAACCUGUGGUAUAAAAUUAAUUGUGUAGUUUAACUUGUAUAUACAGUAACUCCUGAGUAGAUUUUUUUAAGUGUUAAUCUUGUAUAGUCUAAGACAGACCAGGCAAGGACAUGACAAUGGGAUUUUUCCCAUAGAGCAGGCAAACAACCCACCACCGCGCAACCAGCAAACCAUAGAUGGAAAAACAAUUCCCGAUCUGUUUUCUCCCCCAUUUCUGCAUGAAUGGGCCACAGAAACUGAUUUGGAAUGGAGCUCAUCCCACACGUUCUGCAUCGCAUUUCAGAGUAUUCAGUAAUGCAUUUACCACUAAUGCAAACGCACACAUACUGUACACACACGCGCACACACACACACACACACACACACACACACACACACACACACACACACAUGCACUGUUCAUCAUGUACAGUUUCAUUGAAAAAGGUUCAUGACAUUUGUCUUCUUUCAACAUUGUUAUCGUCUAAUAUCAUCAAAAUUGGAAUCCCACUCUUUUCUUGGACAGUGUAACAGACUUUUAGAAGUGACCAACACUAGACUAUUCAUUCAUGUGAUGAAGCAAUGCUAGAUCUGGGCCUGUAUUCACAAAGAAUCUUAAAUGUAGCUCAUAGCUGGCGCAUUUAGGAGAAACUCCUAAAAGUAACUUGUCAAUCUUAACUUUAGGACAACAUUUUGUGCUGAAAGUAGCACAUACAUCUGUGGGCGUUUAGAAGUGGUCCAGAGAACUCCUUACUCCAUAAGACCAAUUCCCAACAGAUUUGAAAUCAGCAGUUUACAUCAGUCCCCGUCAGUGUUUUGAAGUGUCCACAUCACAUUGUUUUGCUCAUGCAAAGUCACGCACACGAGAUCUGAAUCCCAAGGGAAUAACUGUAGCAGGGAAUAACUUGAAAGGGAUGGAGUAAUGCUGCCAGCAGCAACUAAAAUCAUUAUCACAAUGUAAACAAAUGUAUUGUUUAUCAAAUUCAAUUAGGCUACUUCCUCUCUAUGCAAAUGUAUCGUCAUACAGAUGCAUUUUAUAAACUUUACAAAGACACUGUGCCAAUUCAUUGAGUAUUCCAUCACUGUGUCACUGUAGCCUUAUCUUAGGAGCUAUCUGUUUUAAUACUAAACAUUGGUCUCUAGCUUUGUGAAUAGGUUUUAAGAGAAGACAACAACUUCUCUUAACAACUACUUAACAACUUCAGUUGAAACUUCAGUGAUCAGUUGAAAUGCUUUGUGAAUACGGGCCCUGGUCUUCAGCCAAGAGUAGGCUAUUUCAACAGAAUCAUGUGAACAAAGGCACAAGUGAGGACCUGCCUUCUCCAACCCAGAGGAUUACUCACUGCGGCUCCAUCUUAAUAUGCUCUCUGUCUUGGAAAGCACAGGAUUGCAGCCUUACUCAGUUACUCACUCACCCAGUCACUCACACACUCACUCAUUCUGUAAACAAGGAUCGGUAUGAUAGAGAUACACUUCUCUCAUGGGCUUGCCUCAUGCCUUGUAUGUGUGUGUGUGUGUGUGUGUAUGUAUGUGUGUGGGUGUGUGUCACUAGUGUGAACUCUCAUCCAGUGAGCUGAUCGUUAUGGAUCGGAGAGCUCACACAGUGCCUGGCCCCCUGGUGAGGAGGUUCUUCUGGGCCUUUUUUUUUCAGAAGGGAAGGCCUGACCCCCAUUCUGCCAUAGCCUCUUUCACAUGGCCCCAAUCUGUCAUCCUAGCUUCUUCUCAGAGGAAACGGGUGCCCGUUUAUGCCUACUGAAGGGAUAGAGAGAAAUACUCACUCAUGUACGAAAUAUUUGCUUGAUUGACCCAGAUAUGCAAUCAGAUGGACUCCAAUGAGAUCUUUGGACAAGGUCCCUGCCUUGCACCUAAUUUAGCAUGUCGCAUUCGGGCGGCUUCACAGAAGCCUCUUGCUUGUUGGGGUCUCAGCCUGUAUCACCACUUACAGUACGAUGCUGGAAAAAUAUACAGUUUUGUUUACUUUUGAAAUGUGAUGAAGCGGAAAGCCUUGCUUCAGCAGAUCUGAGCACAGUCCUUGUUAGUUUGUGGGGUUUUCUUUUGCAGUGUCACACAUUAGCUGACGUUCACGUCCCUGUGUCAUUCCUCAUCUCAUAAUCACUGAAUUAAAUGAAAAACAGGAAUCAGGUGGAAAAAACUAGCUGUCCAAUGCCAUUCCUGCUGCUAGCAUGUUGAAUAGACACCAAGGCAUCCCUGUAGUUGCUGUAGUCUCUGCUGAUAACUCGCUUUGACAAUACAAACAUACUCAUAACCUGCAUGGUCACUAUAGAGGAGAAAUGUCUCUGUGCAAACAAUUGCCAAUUUUAGUAGCACUAAUUUGUGGUCCUUUAUUCUUAAAAACGCACAAGCACAUGAGUAUUUUUUUUUUCUUUCACAGAGAGAGGCAUGUUCAGACCUAAUAUUUCAAUGAUAUCCUGGCUAAUGAUGUCUAGGCCCUUGAUGGAUCCAGAUCUAGCAAAAACAAGAGGGCCCGGUUAAAUCUCAAAAGCACGUUUCCUCUUUAUUUUUUGGACUGGUCUACAUUUGGGUUCUCUGUGAAAGGAAAAAAAACCUUUCUUUUCUUUUUUUGUAAAGUCACAGUCUUGCUGAGGAUUGCCAAGCCUAUGUAGUCAUCCUUGAGGCUGUGAUCAUGUGGCUACUGCCCUCUGGUGGCUUGGAAGAUAAUCAAUGGUGGGGGAGUAUUGAAACAUGGCAUGGCAGUGCAGACUGGUAUUUGAGCGCCCCCUGCAGGUCACUGCAGGUACUAGUCCCAUGAGCGUCAGUUCCAUGUGGCAUACAAGGCAGGCUCUUUGGGGACAUUUCUCAGGAGGAAGCCACAUUAGGUCAGUCUUUUUUUUUUCUUCUUCUUUUUGUUUAAAUCUUUUGAAUAUUUUUUAUCAUUCCUGUUUUUUUCAAACACACUUUACAUCAUUGCAUGUGUGAAAUGUUUCCUCCAUUAACAAGGUUGCACAUUCCCAAAAGAAAAGCACAGGCUUGAGCCAUCAACAUAUUCCAGCUGUGUCAUGCACUAGCAUAUUUGCUUUCACCAUCUAGACAUUUACAAGUGCCUUUGGUGCACAUCAUUCUUUGAUUACAGACUUGAACCAUUUUUGGUGAAGUGAUAUGUUUUCUUUCAUUAUCGUACAUGCCUCUAUAAUGAUUAAGUGCAUUCCCAAACUAACUGUUACAUCAGAGACCGCCCUCUGUUUGAACUCUGUAUGAAGUAAGAUAUUUUAAUAGCCUAAAACCUUGCCUGUGCUGUCAACAAAGUUAGAGUUAUUUUAUGAUUUUUUUAUAUUUUAGGAUUUUUUGUAGGGAUCAUGUCAGAAGGCCCUUGGUGAAAUCCUGCCGUCUCAUGCGGAUGUAAUCGCUCUCAGCGUCUCAUCUCUCCAUUUCUGCCUCUUAAGACCUCGGACUGUGUCACAGUGGAGCUUUGCAAUCCUUAGCAGUAUGCUUAUUCUACCUAGUGAAUGCAUUGCAGUAUUAAAGGUUUGGUGAGCCUGUUUGAGGAUAUUGUCACUUGCACGGUUACAAACAGCACUCGACACACCCCUACUAUGGUGCUUGAGGAAAUAGGUCUCAUAUCUGUCUUAGGUUUUGAGUUUAGGAAUGUAUGCUAACACAGGUUGUAUUGUAUGUUUGCUAACAUGCCAAGCUCUUUCUUUUUUGAUUUCUGAGCUCAACACUCACAUGACCAAACUGGCUGGCUGUCUGUGGCAUAGGUUGUGAAUCUCUGUCAUACUCUUUUGCCCUUUCGUGUCAAGUGAACCUGUCUGUGAAAUGAGUGUCUGAGUGGUUGAAUUCCCUGUGAUGUAAAUGUACACCAUGCCACUGUUUGGAUGUGAAGAAUCCUGAUGUUUAAAUAAAUACAAAUUACUUUUUUGCCCUCCAUUGAAGGUGACAUGA
This is a messenger RNA of Sardina pilchardus (European sardine), 8627 nucleotides long. RefSeq names its product SLIT-ROBO Rho GTPase activating protein 3 (gene srgap3). The record is from RefSeq and is a predicted model, not a curated record. The transcript is spliced from 22 exons. NCBI's taxonomy places the organism in Eukaryota, Metazoa, Chordata, Actinopteri, Clupeiformes, Clupeidae. Gene Ontology annotation, biological process: signal transduction; negative regulation of cell migration. Gene Ontology annotation, cellular component: cytoplasm. Gene Ontology annotation, molecular function: protein binding. The coding region runs from base 524 to 3934 and encodes 1136 amino acids.